AUGAGCUUGUCCAAGCUCUCCGUCUCUAUGCUCGCCCUGGCUGGCAGCGCCCUCUCUGCUGAUCUGCCGUCCAUUACCGCCAAGGGCUCCAAGUUCUUCUACCCCAACGGCACCCAGUUUUUCAUCAAGGGUGUUGCGUACCAGCAGGAUGUCGGCCAGGCCGGAACCACCACCUCUGGCAACUCGACCUUCAUCGACCCUCUCUCCAACGAGGCCAACUGCAAGCGUGACAUUCCUCUGCUCCAGCAGCUGGGCACCAACGUGAUCCGUACCUACGCCAUUGACGCCACGGCCGAUCACUCCGCCUGCAUGAAGCUCCUCAACGAUGCCGGCAUCUACGUCUUCUCCGACCUGGGAGAGCCCUCCCUGUCCAUCAACCGUGACACCCCCAGCUGGAACACCGACCUCUUCGCCCGCUACAAGGCCGUCGUCGACGAGAUGUCCCAGUACUCCAACGUGAUUGGCUACUUUGCCGGUAACGAGGUCUCCAACGCCAAGAACAACACCGGCGCCUCUGCCUACGUCAAGGCCGCCGUCCGUGACACCAAGGCCUACAUCAAGUCCAAGAACUACCGCUGGCAGGGUGUUGGCUACGCCGCCAACGACGACGUCGACAUCCGCGCCGAGAUUGCCGACUACUUCAACUGUGGCGAGCAGGACUCCGCCAUCGACUUCUGGGGCUACAACAUCUACUCUUGGUGUGGCCAGAGCUCCAUGCAAAAGUCCGGAUACGACGAGCAGACCACCUUCUUCUCCAACUACUCCGUCCCCGUCUUCUUCGCCGAGUACGGCUGCAACCUGCCCGACGGUGCUGCCAACCGUAUCUUCCAGGAGACUGCUGCUCUGUACUCUGACACCAUGACUGAGGUUUUCAGCGGUGGUAUCGUCUACAUGUUCUUCGAGGAGGCCAACGACUAUGGUCUCGUCUCCGUCAAGAACAACCAGGUUACCAAGCUCAAGGACUUCAGCGCUCUCCAGUCUCAGGUUACCAAGGCCGACCCCAAGGGUGUUGACUCCAGCGACUACAAGCCUACCAACAAGCCCGCCAGCUGCCCUGCUCUGACCGAUGACUGGCAGGCCAUCAACGACCUUCCCCCUACCCCUGACUCCGGCCUUUGCUCUUGCAUGCAGACCUCCCUGUCUUGCGUCCGUGCCGACGAUCUCUCCUCUGACGACUUCGGUGACAUCUUUGGCUUCAUCUGCGGCAAGUCUCCUGCCGUCUGCGCCGGUAUCAACGGUGAUGCUUCUACUGGUGUCUACGGUGCCUACAGCAUGUGCGACGACGGUGCCAAGCUUGACUACGUCCUCGACGCCUACUACAACUCCCAGCAGAAGUCCAGCAGCGCCUGUGACUUCAACGGCCAGGCCCAGGUUGUCAGCGCCAAGCCUGCUUCUUCUUGCUCUGCCGCUCUCGCCUCUGCCAGCGCCAUCAACAAGGCUGCUGCCACUGCCACCGCCCCCGUCAACUCUGGUUCCACCUCCACUGGCGACAAGGGCGCUGCUACCAGCAAGAGCGCCGCUGUUGCCGGCCGCCCCAGCUCUCAGCUGCUGAGCAUUGGUGAGCUGUCCGUCGCCCUGUACAUGGGUGUCGCCAUGCUUGCCGGCGGUGCCAUGAUUGCCCUGUAA
Molecule: messenger RNA, 1626 nt
Organism: Trichoderma breve
Lineage: Eukaryota; Fungi; Ascomycota; Sordariomycetes; Hypocreales; Hypocreaceae
Product: glucanosyltransferase domain-containing protein
Exons: 3
Coding region: 1-1626 (541 amino acids)
Biological process (GO): fungal-type cell wall (1->3)-beta-D-glucan biosynthetic process
Cellular component (GO): fungal-type cell wall; cytoplasm
Molecular function (GO): 1,3-beta-glucanosyltransferase activity
Source: RefSeq, a predicted model, not a curated record